Molecule: messenger RNA, 1947 nt
Organism: Brassica rapa (field mustard)
Lineage: Eukaryota; Viridiplantae; Streptophyta; Magnoliopsida; Brassicales; Brassicaceae
Source: RefSeq, a predicted model, not a curated record
AAAAAAAAAAGAACUUUUUUCUUCACCAAAUAAUUAGUCUAUUUCGAAAAAUCUUCUCUUAUACCUCUAGAUUUGUGGGUUUUCUUCAUUUAUAGUUGGAUUCGAUGAUGACAGAUUCUAUUACAAGACAUUGAUCAAAGCCAGAGAUAUAGAUAGAUAGAGAGAGAGAGAGACGUAGCUCUUUAGCUAAAUUUUCUGGGCUUUUUUUUCUCUCUCUUGAGAAAACUAGGUGAUCGUUCAUGGAAAGAUUGUAGCUAAUUCUAAUCUAGAGAGAGAGAGAGAGAGGGAUGGGAGGUUGCGUGUCGACGCCGAAGAGCUGCGUGGGAUCGAAGCUAAGGUCAAGCAAGCCAAGGAAGAGUCGUAAAAGACGAAGGAAGAGAGCAGCAGCAGCAGCAGCCUCAUCCUCUUCUCGUCUCUCUGAUGGAUCUUUUGAUCAUCCUCGUAACAACUUGCCCACUCCCACUUUCAGAGCAAGUGGAGAAGAAGCAUGGUUUGAGUCCAAUGCCGCCUUUGAAACAGAUUGUGACGAUGAUUUCCACAGCGUCAACGACGAUACAUUGUCUUUAGGCGGAGGUGAGCGUGUAUCAGUUUCGAGUACUACAACCACAUCAUCAACAGGAGACUCAAACUCAAACGAAGCCAUGUCGCAGUCAGAAGGUGGCUUGAACGAGCCUAAGCAGCAGCUUGAUUCCAUAGAUUCAUCUGCAGAUGAAGGAGGAGGAGGAGGAGGGAUCUUGGAGAACUGCAGGAUCUUGCCGAGCAACUGUUUGCCUUGUCUGAAUCCAAUAUCUGUUGUUCCCUGUGUUGACAAAAGAAGAGCUCUUAGCUCUAGCCCUCCAAGUUCCAGGAAAAAAGCGUCUAUUAGAUUAUCUUACAAAUGGAGAGAAGGUCAUGCUUCAGGGGCUUUGUUUCUUUCUAAGUUGCAGUUGAAGAGACCAAUAGCUGGUUCUCAGGUUCCUUUCUGUCCAAUCGACAAGAAAAUGCUCGAUUGUUGGUCAACGAUCGAGCCAAAUAGCUUCAGGGUCCGUGGCAAAACCUAUUUAAGAGAAAAGAAGAAAGAGUUUGCGCCUAGCCAUGCUGCGUAUAAUCCUUUUGGUGUCGAUGUUUUUUUAUCUGAACGUAAAAUAAACCAUGUUGCACAGUAUGUCAAGCUUCCCGUUACUACCACAUCCACAAAACUCCCAUCUAUCCUUAUCGUUAAUGUCCAGAUGCCGUUGUAUCCAACUACAAUCUUUCAAGGUGAUACUGAUGGAGAAGGAAUGAAUAUAGUUUUAUACUUCAAACUUUCUGAUAAUUAUUCAAAGGAACUUCCGCUUCAUUUUCAAGAAAGCAUUCAGAGAUUAAUAGAUGAUGAGGUUGAGAGAGUUAAAGGCUUCCCUAUGGACACAACCGCUUCUUUCAGAGAACGGCUAAAGAUAUUGGGACGUGUUGCAAACGUAGAUGAUCUCCAUUUGAGUGGUCCUGAGAAAAAGCUGAUGCAGGCUUACAAUGAGAAGCCUGUUCUUUCCCGUCCACAGCAUGAAUUCUACUCGGGUGAGAAUUACUUGGAGGUGGAUAUAGAUAUGCAUAGAUUCAGUUAUAUAUCCCGGAAAGGGUUUGAAGCAUUCAUAGACAGACUCAAGAUCUGUGUUCUUGAUGUUGGCCUCACAAUUCAGGGGAACAAACCAGAGGAGCUACCGGAGCAGAUACUAUGUUGUGUGAGGCUAAAUGGGAUUGAUUUCAUGAACUAUCAUCAAUUAAAUCAAGAACCACUAUGACUAAUACACCAAUUCUUUCUCACUCCUUUGUUUUUCUUUCCUUGUAAAAGAAGAAACAAAAAAAAAGCAUCCCUUUUAGAACCCAGCAAAAGGGUGAUGAUUCUCAAGUGAAUAUAUAAAAAUUUGGAAUCUUAAUCAUCCAACUUAAUGUUAAUACUCUUUAUUAUAUAUUUCUACUUUUGAGGAUGGA